Messenger RNA from Darwinula stevensoni, 353 nucleotides. The record is from the annotation of a GenBank genome assembly. NCBI's taxonomy places the organism in Eukaryota, Metazoa, Arthropoda, Ostracoda, Podocopida, Darwinulidae.
ACAGGGAUGUCAUGGCAGCUGAUGCAUCCAUUGUGAACUUGCACAAACUCGGUCCCCAUUUUUAUGAUUUUGGUGUGCACCUGCAAGACUUGUAUCAUCAAGAGGUUGCCAACAUCGGCAGCAUGCUCACCCAGGCAUUCAUCGAUCGCUUCCGAGUGAUCUUUGAGACGUCUCUCCUAGCAGGAACGGUAGACGAAAGGUCGUCGGCCGUCCAGCAGAAAUUGGAUGCCCUGGAGAAGGCACUGCUGGGUAUCGGACAGGAGAGUCGAAGGGAUCGCGACCGCUGGCUUCGGGAACAGACACACAUCAUCGAAACUGCCUCCAUGGUACAGACGUACCGCAAGCGCAAGCGA